Molecule: messenger RNA, 846 nt
Organism: Anopheles arabiensis
Lineage: Eukaryota; Metazoa; Arthropoda; Insecta; Diptera; Culicidae
Gene: Atox1
Product: copper transport protein ATOX1
Exons: 3
Coding region: 381-596 (71 amino acids)
Biological process (GO): copper ion transport
Cellular component (GO): cytosol
Molecular function (GO): metal ion binding; copper chaperone activity
Source: RefSeq, a predicted model, not a curated record
CAAACAGCAUCAUCCGUGGCCGAUUGGUGUGCCAAGAACGCAAACAAACUCGGACUGGCUAUUUCUUGUGCGUCCCAAGCUUUCCCCAUUUUGAGACCGUGCUAUUUACUGUUCUGUAUCGGUUCGAGCACGUAAGCACGCUCUUUGGAUCCUCGUCCGAGCCACGACACAAUAUUAUUAGCAACACUUGUGUGACGUGCCCGCUGUGUACUGGAUUGCUCUUCUCACUAUUGCAACGCUGCAACGGGUUUAAAGUGCACCGAUCCGAUACGCGAUUUGCUUCACAGAUACUCUUUGCUUUCGCUUGGACAGACACACGGACAUAUUAAAUAAUUGUCUCUAUUGAAACUCCCUUUCAACGGCCAAGCGACACGAACAUAAUGACUGUUCACGAAUUUAAUGUCGAAAUGACCUGCACCGGUUGCUCGGGUGCCGUCGAGCGGGUGCUCGGCAAGCUGAAAGAAAAAGUGGAAAAGGUUGAAAUCGAUUUGGACAACAAAAAGGUUUUUGUAACAUCGUCGCUGACCGCGGACGAGCUGCUGGAAACGAUCAAGAAAACGGGAAAGGAAACAAGCUAUGUGGGGGUGAAAAAUUAAGCAUGCUCAAGGCAAGGAUGGCAGUGCUAGGCUGGGACGUGCAAACACCUUUGCUUUGAACGAAACGAGCACGCGAAGAUAUUACCGAUAAGAGAGCCAUCAGCCACACAUUCGCUGGAGAGACCUCUUUUGUGUUUAAAAAUAUGUUUUUAUGUUUUGUUUACUAUACUGCAACGAUAUAUUAUAAAGGGAGUAUCAAAAUAAGCGAAUAACGACUGAGGAAAAUAAAAUAUGAAAAUAAACGAUUAAA